Molecule: messenger RNA, 1115 nt
Organism: Boleophthalmus pectinirostris (great blue-spotted mudskipper)
Lineage: Eukaryota; Metazoa; Chordata; Actinopteri; Gobiiformes; Gobiidae
Product: zgc:153031
Exons: 6
Coding region: 129-707 (192 amino acids)
Biological process (GO): folic acid metabolic process; tetrahydrofolate biosynthetic process; dihydrofolate metabolic process
Cellular component (GO): mitochondrion
Molecular function (GO): dihydrofolate reductase activity; NADP binding
Source: RefSeq, a predicted model, not a curated record
GUGGAGCAGACAGACUGACUGAAAGACUCCGCGUGACCAAUAGCCUUUGGGAUCCACCGUCACCGCCCACGAAUCAGCAAACUUAAACACUUUCUACGCGGAACCACCAAACACAGACUCGGUUUUUGAUGGAGAAGGAGAGGAGGAAACCCGUGUGCCUGAUCGCUGCUGCCUGUCGCGGUUUGGGCAUCGGGAAAGAUGGCAAGCUCCCGUGGCAUUUACCGUCAGAAUUCAAGUUCUUUAUCGAUAGCAUCACUGGUGUAUCUAAACCAGGAAAAAUGAACCUGUUGAUUUGGGGGACACGCUGUUGGUUUUCUACUCCAGAAGUGCUUUUCCCAAUGGCCAAUACUCUCCAUGUAGUGCUGAGUAAAACACUGGAAUCAGCUCCAAAGCACGCCCACUUCCUGUGUAAGGACUUCGACAGUGCGGUGCUCCUGGCCUCACAGCCACCGCUCAGUGAUGUCAUAGAGACCAUCUGGGUUAUAGGAGGCGUUCAACCUUACAAGGACGCCUUGAAGCACCCCUGGUGUGACCUCAUCUAUCUCACGGACGUCAGGGCAACGUUUGACUGUGACGUUUUCUUCCCAGAGUUUGACAAACGUGUUUUUCAACUUCAAGACAAAUUUCCUGGGGUGCCGAGUGAAAUUCAAGAAGAAAAUGGAAUACAGUUCAAAUAUGAAGUUUUCAAGAAAAAGACAGAUCUAUAGAGAUGUGUUGGUUUAAGAGAAUAUUUAUACCUAAAUGGUGCAUAACUCACUUCUUGCCUUCAAUUUUCAAAUGCAUUUUAAAUUAUAUAUUUAUGCAAAGUAUAGUCUUAACAAUUUCGAUGUGACCUUUUAUACUGCACUAAUUCUCACUCCGAAAUGUCUGCGUUUGAUAUGUGCGGUUCUGUCUGUUACUAGUGAGCGCUGUCAUCUCCACCUCCUCAGUCUCACAGCUGCAGUGAGAAUAUGCUGUUUAUGAGUCAGAGCAGCCGUGUGACUGCACCAGGUCUGUGUCAGAGCCAAACACACAGAUGGUGAACGCACAAUGUUGUGUGAUAUGAUGAUGAGGAUGUAUUGUGAGCUACACUGUGAUGAUGACUGGUGUUGUAAUAAAGCUGUUGUCGAGCUAAA